Molecule: messenger RNA, 30746 nt
Organism: Podarcis lilfordi (Lilford's wall lizard)
Lineage: Eukaryota; Metazoa; Chordata; Lepidosauria; Squamata; Lacertidae
Source: the annotation of a GenBank genome assembly
AUGCCCCCUGGGAUUGCUUGCCCCGUAGAAUUUUGGUCCAAAGAAGCGAACCAGAACAUUCAAGUCGACUUCCUCUUACCCACUGGCAUUUACUUGACCCUCUCCAUUUCCUGCAAUGCAAGUCUUAACACCAUCAAACAGGUACUCAGCUCUUUCUCUUUUUAUCUUUCUCCAUCACAACGGAGUUGCCAAACUCAUUCCACAUGUUUUCUGUAAGCAAGAGAUUGUGCAAGGUCCCGAGGUUCUCUGAUGCAUCCCAAGCCAGGGCUGGAAAAAUUCCAUGAAGCUAAAAUGUUGUUAGUGAAAAGAACUAACAACAUAUUCACCCAAGGGCCAAAUGUGGCCCUCCAAGCUUCUCCGUUUGGCCCCCUGGACUCUCUCCCAAGACACACCUCUCAACAGCCCUGCCCUGCUCCCUCCUCACCUAGUCAGAUGGGCAGGGUACUACUGCUGCUGCUGCUACUAGUACUACUUCAAUUAUUAUUAUUAUUAUUAUUAUUAUUAUUAUUAUUAUGCCCAGCUAGGUUAGGUCAUUGAACUCUGAGCAUGCCUCUUGCUUGCUUUCGUGGACGGAGGAUAGAGACAGAUCUCUCUCUGUGUGUAGUCUACUAUACAGAGAUGAAAUUUGCAUUCAUUGCCCUACCUACUUUCCCCUCUGACCCCUCCCACUAUCGGAAUGCGGCCCCUGGAAAGCUGCCCAGAAGGGAAUGCAGUGCUCUUAUUUGAGAAUGGUUCCCUGUCCACCUUCUGGCCCUUGCAGAGAACUGUAUGCACCUUUCAGACCCUCCCAGCAGCCAGCAUCAAAGGCAGAAAUCCUUGUAUUUCCCUGGCCUUGGAGCUUAGCAGCCGGCCGUUUUGUUACAGGAGCUGAAGUGCAACCUGGGCAAAGCAGAAAGUCACUCUCUGUUUAUCAAAUAAAGGAAGUGGCAGUUGACCUGUUCGAGGUGAGAUUGCACUUCCCCUUCUUAAAAGAUCCAAGAUUGCAUCUUGGCAGGUGCAUCUAAGACCUCAUCUAUUCCAGGAAAUGCCCACAUUUAGUUUUACUUACCUACCUGUUUCUCUGUCAUUAAAAAACAAUCCAAGCAGUUUAUUUGAUUUCCUCACCCCCAGGACUUUUACGUCAAAAACUUGCUGUGAUACCUCAGUUAGUGCAUUUGAAUUAGUUUACAGGACAGGGCAAAAUUUUCAGGAGUAUGAUCCUGAUUUUGGGUACCAGUGGCCUGGCUAGCUAUGGCGAGGCACCAGGAUUCAUGGGGUGGGAGCACCAUUGAGCAUUGUUAUCAUGAAAUGUGUCAUGUUGCCAUGGUGAAAAAUUGCCACAAAACUGCAACUUACUCAGGGGACAAAUUAAAGCAACUUGGUGGCGAUUUGGCUUAACUUUACCAUAUUCCAAGGACACGUUCCAGGCAGGCAAGAUGCUCAGAGUGCAAUAAAGAAGGACCAGGGAAGGUCUGGCCUCAGGAGAGGUGGUGUGGUUUGGAGAGAGUUCUGAGGGCCAGAUAAGAGAGGCUUUGAGGGCCUGCUCCCCACCCCCUGGCCUGAAGUUCCCCCGACAUUAUUGGUUAAGCUAACAAAAUUAAAACCACAGCAAAGGUCCACUGUCACAUGACGCAAAGCUCUGGAAGUCAUAAGGCUUCCUAUGUUUAUACAUCUGUUGUUUUCAGAAGCGCCUGCAAACAAAACAACAUAGGCAGUUCUUUCCCAGAAUCUGGGCAUUGUCCAAAGGUAUGUUUCGUGAACAAUGUUCUGUGCAGGAGAAAGAACACUUGGCAUUGUUUGAAUGGAGAGGAAUUCUUUCUUUCCUCGUGCCACCGGUUUUACGCAAUUUUGUUGUUUAGUCGUGUCCGACUCUUCGUGACCCCAUGGACCAGAGCACGCCAGGCACUCCUGUCUUCCACUGCUUCCCGCAGCUUGGUCAAACUCAUGUUCGUAGCUUCGAGAACACGGUCCAACCAUCUCGUCCUCUGUCGUCCCCUUCUCCUUAUGCCCUCAAUCUUUCCCAACAUCAGGGUCUUUUCCAGGAAGUCUUGUUUUCUCAUGAGGUGGCCAAAGUAUUGGAGCCUCAGCUUCACGAUCUGUCCUUCCAGUGAGCACUCAGGGCUGAUUUCCUUCAGAAUGGAUAGAUUUGAUCUUCUUGCAGUCCAUGGGACUCUGAAGAGUCUCCUCCAGCACCAUAAUUCAAAAGUAUCAAUUCUUCGGUGAUCAGCCUUCUUUAUGGUCCAGCUCUCACUUCCAUACAUCACUACUGGGAAAACCAUAGCUUUAACUAUAUGGACCUUUGUCAGCAAGGUGAUGUCUCUGCUUUUUAAGAUGCUGUCUAGGUUUGUCAUCGCUUUUCUCCCAAGAAGCAGGCAUCUUUUAAUUUUGUGACUGCUGUCACCAUCUGCAGUGAUCAUGGAGCCCAAGAAUGUAAAAUCUCUCACUGCCUCCAUUUCUUCCCCUUCUAUUUGCCAGGAGGUGAUGGGACCAGUGGCCAUGAUCUUAGUUUUUUUGAUAUUGAGCUUCAGACCAUAUUUUGCGCUCUCCUCUUUCACCCUCAUUAAAAGGUUCUUUAAUUCCUCCUCACUUUCUGCCAUCAAGGUUGUUUCCUCUGCAUUUCUGACCCAACCACACACAAUCAAAGCAGAUUACAGGAAUGAUAUAAGGCACGCCAGAGAAAUGGAAAGCAAUGCAUUUAUUUUGCAACAGUGAAAAUGCUAGGAUGUUUUAAACAUUGCUGUGUGCGUGCAUGUAGAGUAAUGGGAUGGAGCAGUCUGGAUGAGUAUGUAGUACGUAAAAGGCCCCAGGUUAAAUUCACCAGCAUCUCUAAGUGGGGCUGGGAAGGUCCUUGUGCCUGAAAUCCUGGAGAACUGCUGCCACCCAGUGUGGGUAAUAUUGAGCUCAAGGGACCAGUUGUCUAACUCAGUAUAAGACAGCUUUCUAUGUCUUAAGGGAAAAGUUUCAGCUCAGUGUCAGUGCAUCUACUUUGCACAUAGAAGGUUCAAUCCCUGGCAUCUGGGAGUGUCUCCUUCCUGAAACCCCAGAGAGCAGCCAGUGUAGACGGUAGUGAACUAGACGGAUAAAUGGUCCUACUUGGUAUAAUGUACAAUAUGUGUCGUCAUGUUCCUUAUGUAACAAACACAACCAGGAAUAAGACCCACAGAAAUAUAAAUUAUAUAAAAAUAUCAAUAUAUUUAUAAUGUAUAUAAUGUAUAGUGAUAGAUAUAGAUAGAUAGAUAGAUGAAUGAGCUGGUAGAGCAUGAGACUCUUAAUCACAGGGUUGUGGGUUUGAACCCCAUGCUGGGCAAAAGAUUCUUGCAUGGCAGGGGGUUGCACUAGAUGACCCUUGGGGAUCCCUUCCAACCUUACAAUCCUAUGAUUCUGUGAUCUGUAAUGUACUUCAGAAUACGAACAGCGUAUAAGUAGUUCUUCUGUAGUAUAAUUCUUCAUUGCCUUAUUUUUAUGGGGUUUUUUUGAAGCACGUUUCAAGUAUGUUUCUAUCUGUGGGUCUUAACUGUUGGCUCAAUAUAAGGCAACUUCGUAUAUCAUAAGGGAAAGUCUCAGCGGUAAAACACUUGCUUUAAACACAGAGGAUUCCUAGUUCAUCAUUUAAGUGUUUCCCAUCCCUUUCCCCAGAAUUCACCCUGUGAACAAACUUGAACUCGGCUAGCUGCCUUGAAUGGACUCCCGUCUUAGGGAAGGCACCUGUUCAGAUGUUGAUGGGGCAACUCAAACGAGGGCCUCAUCUGCACUAUGCAUUUGAAGCAGCAUCAUACCACUCCAAACAGCCAUGGCUUCCUCCACAAAGAAUCCUGGGAACUGUAGUUUGUUAAGGGUGCUGAGAUUUGUUAGGAGGUCCCAUUCCCCUCAUAGAACUACAGUUCCCAGAGUUCCCUGGGAAAGGGGUAUAGGUUGUUAAGCCACUCUGAGGGGAAUAGGAGGGUCUCUCUUGCCAACUCUCAACACCCUUAACAAGCUACAGCUCCCAGUAUUCUUUGGAAAAGCCAUGAGUGUUUAAAGUGGUGUCAUAGUGCUUUAAAUGUACAGUGCAGAUGGGAGCAAGGGAGGGGGGAGGGAAUAAGGUGUAUACAGUGCUUUUUUUCUUAAAAAUUUUAGGGGUACUCUCAUUUUCCUACUCAUAUUGAAAUACUGCCCCUCAAUGAGGCCAAACUUAGAUUCACAAAAUGUUUAGGGGGCAUGCGUACCCUGCGUCCCUCCUAGAAAAAGCACCGUAAUGUCAAAAGAAUACUAACUUCAGUGGACUUUGAAUACCAAGGAUCUGAGUACAAAUUGCCAACUGCUUUACCAUACAAAUCGUACGGCUCAGAUCCAAAGGUCUUUGCAAUCCAAAAAUGAAGAGCAAACAACGAAACACAGCAUCUGAUUUAUACAGAGACGCACAAAUACACUACAAACGUGACUAAGUUUUAAAAAAAAUAAAAAUAAAAAUUUGAUGACAGCUCUAAUUAGGUUAGAUUGUGGUCAUGAUAGAAAGAAGUGAGGCUGGAAGUGAUUUGAUCUAUUUUAACGGCUGAGAACAGAUUUCUUUUCACCCAGAGACUUGUUUAAUUGUUCAGGCACAUUAGUAUUUUAAAAGCAUUUCCUUCCUUAGAGGUGCAAAAAAAUGCUCUAUUUUUUGUGAUUAGCAUAAAUAUCAAACCUGCUGAUUAUUCGUUUUAUGUGUGUGAACACCAGAGGCAGCCUAACAAUUGCUAUUUAUUUAUUUUUUAAAAAAAGAAAACAAAAAAUGGAAAUAAAGGGUUGGAUCCAGUGCUUGUCCUAUUCAGAGCAAGCCUGUUGAGAUUAAGUUAGUCAUGCUAACUCCUCUGAGUAGGACUAAUGUUCAAUACAACCCAGCGCAAAGAAACGGGAACUAUUUCUUUUCUUUUAAAAAAAAGUUUGUAAAGCAGGAAUAGAGUAUCUGUUGCCCUCCAAAUGUUGUUGGAUUCCAACAACAUGUGCUGACUGUGGCUGGUGGGGAGUUGCAACCCAAAACAACCCUUGAGGGCAGCUGGUUGGUGUGGGCUCUAGAGGGCCAGAUAUUCUGAUCCCAGAAUAAAGCAUCUUCUCCUCCUCUCCCUGUGUUUCAGAUGGUCUGGCACCAUGCUCAGUUUGAGCCCCUCUUCCACAUGCUCAGCGGCCCAGAGUCCUACGUCUUCACCUGUGUCAACCAGACAGCCGAGCAGCAGGAGUUGGAGGACGAGCAGCGGAGGCUCUGUGAUGUCCAGCCCUUCCUGCCGGUCCUGCGGCUUGUGGCCCGUGAAGGCGACCGAGCUAAGAAGCUGAUCAACUCUCAGAUCAGCCUCCUCAUCGGCAAAGGUGAGGCCCAACCUUGAAGGGUGGUAACUGGGGUUGGAUUAACCCAGCCUUGCUCUGCCUGCUGCCUUCCAGGUGGUUUGGACAAUGACUCCCAUCAGCCCCUGGUGCCAGGGCCUUCAAAUCCCAUCAGCCCCUGGUGCCAGGGCAUUCAAAUCCCAUCAGCCCCUGGUGUUUUGGAUUCUCGUCAGCUGGAUAGUAGUAAUAAUUAUAUUAUUGUUGUUAUAUAGUGGUACCUCAGGUUACAUACGCUUCAGGUUACAUACGCUUCAGGUUACAGACUCCGCUAACCCAGAAAUAGUGCUUCAGGUUAAGAACUUUGCUUCAGGAUAAGAACAGAAAUCGGGGGCAGGCGGCGCGGCAGCAGCAGGAGGCCCCAUUAGCUAAAGUGGUGCUUCAGGUUAAGAACAGUUUCAGGUUAAGUACAGACCUCCGGAACGAAUGAAGUACUUAACCUGAGGUACCACUGUACUUAUAUCCCACCUUUCAUCUAAGGAACUCCAGUACAGUGGUGCCUCGGGUUAAGAAUUUAAUUCGUUCUGGGGGUCUGUUCUUAACCUGAAACGGUUCUUAACCUGAAGUACCAUUUUAGCUAAUGGGGCCUCCCGCUGCUGCCGCGCGAUUUCUGUUCUCAUCCUGAAGCAAAGUUCUUAACCCGAGGAACUAUUUCUGGGUUAAUGGAGUCUGUAGCCUAAAGCGUCUGUAACCCGAGGUAUCACUGUAUAUAGUUUAAUCUUCACAACAACCCUGUGAGGGAGUUCAGGCCAAGAGAAGGUGACCCCCCCAGUGAGCUGUAUGACUGAGUGUUAGGAGACACUGAUGUGAGAGCACUUUCAAAAGUUGCUCAAUCCCAUCUGUUGUUUUGGUUGCCCCUUUCUGAACCUUUUUUCCAAUUCUAUGAUUUGUCUGAAAACAGGGGUUAGGGCAGUGGAAGCAGAACCCCUGUAAAGCUUAAAAACAACAUAUUAACUCAUUCUGCAUGCCUGCUUUGUAGUUUGUUUUCCUCUUUUAUUUUUCAUCUGUUGUUAUAAUUGGUCUUUGUUUUAUAUACAUUAUGAAAUGAAAUAAAAAAUAUUUACAAGAACAACAACUUAGAACUCUAAGAAUUCCAAUUCCAAAAUCAUUUCAGUUUAUGACUCUUCUAUGGGUGCUGGCCGUCCAUUUUUAAGCACCCCCUCCCAAUGCUUUCAUAAGGACUGGAAACUUAAAGUUGAGAAAUAUUUAAAAGAUGCCAUUCUUAUAUUAGAGUGGUGGUGUUGCCUGGUUCUACAUCACAGAUGGCAUCCCCCACACUCAAAAAACUAUUAUUAUUGUUUUUAUUUUUUUAAAAAAAUCUUGGGAUUUACUAUUGUCAGGCCUGCACGAGUUUGACGCCUUGUCUGACCCGGAAGUGAAUGACUUCCGCACCAAAAUGCACCAGUUCUGUGAGGAGAGAGUGACCAGGCGGCAGCAGCUGAGCUGGAAAGCCUGGAUGGAGUACAGCUUCCCGGUGCAACUGGAACCCUCGUCCAGCAGUCUCGGAAGAAAGAGCCCCCUCCAAGUCCCCAACAAGAACAUCUUUGUCAAUGUCAAAUUUGAGUCUGGAGGGGUAAAUCCACAAGCCUUUUCAAUCUGAGCAACUUUUUUUUACUUUAAAAAAAAUAAAUACUCGUAUGCAUGCAGCUUUUGCAGUUUGCACGAGGACAGAUCUCUGCCCUCAAAGAGCUUACAGUAUAAGAUUUGGCAUAAGAGGAAACAGAGAGAGGGGGGAAGCAGGGCAUAAACAGUGAGGAAAAUGUGCUUCCUAUGCCAUAAGUGGUCAGGCACCUGCUUUUGCAUGCAGAAGGUCCCAGGUUCAAUCCCUAGCAUCUCCAGGUUGGGCUGGGAGAGACUCCCUGUAUGGAAUCUAUAGAUUAGCAUAGAUAACACUGACCUAGAUGGAAUCUGUCUUGCAUAAUGGCAUAAGUCAGUUUUAUUAUUAUCAUAUUUAUUUGUUAGUAACUUUACAAAGAAAGAAAAGCCUCUCAGAGCAACUUAGCAUGAUAAAAUGCAACAGUAAAUAACAAUUAAAAUCAGAAAAUAUAAAACAAUGUAUAAAAUAUAGGUAGAUAGGGCUGUCUAUAAGAUAAUCAUAAGAUUAUUGUUUUCAUUUUGUACUUAUUUUUAUUAUGUGUUUAGUGUUUUUAAUAUUGUAAUUUUAUGUUGUGAACUGCCUUGAGAUCUAUGGAUGAAGGGCAGUAUACAAAUUAAUUAAUAUUACUACUAAUAUAGCCCUGGCAUUUUACUGAAAACCAUGAGGACUGGAGUCUUAAUUUUUUUUUGCAGGGGAAUAGGCCAUAACUCCCUGGGAGAGCAGCUCCCUGUGUUUUGCUCAUUAUAUUUCCUUCCCUGCAGGAAAGUUUCACCUUCCAGAUCUCUCCCAAGGAAUUCCCUGUGACACUGAUGAGCUAUGCUGUCAAGAAGCAAGCCACAAUUUUUCGGCACCAAAGAAUGAAUAGCCCGGAGGAAUACGCUCUGCAGGUUAACGGGAAAUGUGAAUAUCUGUACGGGAACUACCCUCUGUACCAGUUCCAGGUGUGUGCUCCCCUCUCCUACCUUUUGUCUCAUUGACUAGCUGGGAAAGGACAGAGAAGGCAAAGGAUAUUCGUUCCCUGAGUAGAAUGGGCUUUUCGCUUUCUGGGAGGACCCUCUUUGGGAAGCCACUGGGCCAGACCAGUGGUCUAUUUAGCUCUGUACUGUGUACAGAGACUCUGCAUACUUUCCCAGCCCUAUCUGGCAAUGCCAGGGAUCGAACCGAGGACAUCUUGCACACAAGGCAGAUGCUGUAUCACUGAGCUACAACCCCUCCCUUAAGACCUAGGAACAUAGGAAGCUGCCUUUUACUGACUCAGACCACUAGUCCAUUGAGCUCAGUGCAGUUUACACAGACUGGCAGCAGCUCUCUAGGAUUUAAUAUAGGAAACUUUCCCAGCCCCACUUGGCCUGCCUUUAAAAAUAUAUAUGUCCGGUUUAUUUUAUUUUUAUAGCAAGGCAAGCCUCUGAUUUAUUCCUAUAUUCUAUCUAUUUUUAAAAUUUAUUUUGACAUGUACAUGCUGCUUUGCCCUUUGCACAGCUUAAAAAUUGCAUGCCAAAGUGAUCACAAGGAGAACCAUUUAGUUCACUGGGGGACACCAGGAAGGAGACCAUAGAGAGGAGUGCAAGCUCUUUCUGUGCUAUGGAUACCAAUGCACACGUACCCAUCAUUCUCCAUCAUUCUGUCAUUUCAGGAGUGGGGUAGUGGAUUGGAAUUCAGCGUUUUUCUCAUAUGGGCUAGAAAUGUGGUGGUUGUUUAUAUAUAUAUAUAUAUAUAUAUAUAUUCUCAGGAUUUUAUACUUACUAUAUCUUUUCUUUGAGAACAUACCGGCAAUCUGGGCCUCCCACCCUGACUUGGCCCCCGUUCCCAAUUCCUGUAGCCUUUCACUCCUUUUCUCCUCUCAUACAUUUAGCGUUUUGAGCUCCUGCUAUAUGUGCUAAUGUCCUUUGAUCCAUUCCUGCAGUACAUCCGUGACUGUUUGCACCGCGGCCUCCUGCCACAUCUCACAAUGGUGCACUCCACUUCCAUCAUGGCUCUGUGGGAAGAACAAACCAAUGGGAUCUCUCACCCCUCAAAAGCGUCCCCCAAACCUCCUCCUGUCCCCAAGAAAAAGGUAAGCUGUGAUAAAUAAAUAAACAAAUGAGAAAGGCAUGUCCAGACACUGUGGUUUUCCCCAGUCUUUGAAACGGAACGUGCAAAGUUUGUAGUCCAUAUGACGUUUUCACUGGCCCUGGAGUACCUGGGUUUAAUUUUUUUUGUACGUCUCCCUCCCACCCUCACUCGUAGAAAUGAUACACUGUUUGCAGGAAGUUUUGAAGCUUCGACCUGCCUCACAGGGUAGUUGUUAGGUUAAAGAAAAUCAUUGUAAGCUAGGAGUGGCGGAAACUCAGUCCUGGGUACUGAAUGCGGCCCUCCAUGCCUCAGCAUGUGGCCCUCAGACCUCUUCCCAGGCCACACCUCCCUCCUUGCCCGCAUCUCUCUUGGGUAUACCUGGAGUCAGUUCUUGAUCUCUGACAAUGUGUCUUUCUUGCCUUGAUGGAAGGCCGGGGGGGGGGGGAGAGAAACCAGCUGACUCCACAAAAGUAAAAUUCACAGUUAUUGCUCAACCCACUUUUGCCUCUGACCCUGUCCCACCACUGGGGUGCGGCCCCCAGAAACUUGCCCAGGACGACAAAAGUUUUCCCACCGCCUCCUGUAAGCCAUCCCGUGAUAGCUCAACGGAAGGGUUGGGGUAGUGAUCUGAAUAAUAAUUAAGUCUGGACAGAAUAACAGAAAUUAAAUAUAUCUCAGUGCUUGGUGUAUAGCUUUUCCAGCUUAGCUAACUAAAUUGGCUGAUGGUUGCCUCCUAUGCUUUAGUGGUGAUAUUUACCUCUCUCCCUUUUCUCCCCACACCCCAACCCCACACGCUAGCCCAACUCCAUCUCUCUGUGGUCACUUGAGCAGCCUUACUAUAUCGACUUGGUGCAGGGCAGUAAGGUGAAUGCUGAUGAACGGAUGAAGGUACUCUCCCCCCUACCCCCUUUCUUUAUUUCUUUCUGCUGGACUUUCUGUGGCUUCUUUUCCUCUUCCUGCCUUGUUGUUUACUGCUUGUUGUUUAAAAAAUGCUGAGAUCAAAAGGCAGAAGUCAUGUGCUGACUUCUCCUCCCAACCACCACCAGCCUACAUGAGACUUUUUCAUUCAGCUCUUAAGUCGGUGUCAGUGGCUUCACACUACAGGAAAGGGGAGGGUUGUUGAUCAGCAUUCUGCAGAAGGAGAGUUCUUAGAAAUUUCUGGCUGCGUGGGAGAUCACUGGUUUUUGGGGUUGUUGUUUUUUUAAAUGUGCUCCAGCAUGAUACAAAGCCAAAAAAAAAAGGACGAAAGAAAGUAACCCACAAAAGCUGAUACCUUCAUAGAUGUAGAAAUUUGGCUCUGCAAGGUCCAGGGAAGGCUGGAACUUUGCUUCUUGAAGGUGCCACCUUUCUGCUAGCUGGGAGGGUUGUAGUUCUUUUUAUUAGGUUUGAAGAGCAGUCAAAAAUGACCUUAUGAUGACGAUGAUGAUAUAAUGUAUUUAUAUCCCUUCUUCCUCCAAGGCUGGGAUUCAAAGUGGCUACCAACGUUUAAAACGACAUUACACAAUACAUAGGAAUAAAACCAAACUAGCUAGCUGAAAACAUUAAUUAAAAUACAGCAGAACACAUCUAAAACCAGCAGUUAAAACCGAGUUUGCCCAUUGAUCAGCAUUGCUUGCACCUUACUUUACAAAGGCCUGCCUGAAUAGGAACCUGCAACCUGAAGUACUAUUGUUUAUUUAUGUAAGGUUUUGUUCAGCUUAAGGUAGAGUAGACCCAUUGGAUUGCACGUGCGAAAGUUAGCCAUGGCCAUUAACAUCAUUGGAUCUUCUUUGAGUAGGAUGAGCACCGGACACAACCGGUUGUUACUUAUUUAUUUCCAUUUCGCUAAACAUAGGCAGCUGCCUUGUCCGGAAUCAGGUCAUUAGUUCAUCUAGCUCAGUGCUGUCUACACUGGCUGGCAGCAGCUCUCCAGGGUUUCAGGCAGGAGGUCUCUUCCCAGCCCUACUUGGAGAUGCUGGGGAUUGAACCUGGGACCUUCUGCAUGUAAGCAGAUGCUUUACCCACUGAGCUACCAUGGUCUGUCCCCAUAUUGAAGUUAUUAACAACCAAAACAUAAUCAUAUAACAGCAGUGAUUCCUACAUUGCAGCGUGUUGGACUACAUGACUCUUGGGGUGCUUUGUAUUUCUUCUGGGAGCCCGACCUCAUGCCAUUGACUGACAGUCAGCACCACUAUAGAGCAAUAUGUUCAUUGGGUUUUGCCAGCAGCAACUCAGCUGAAAUGCAGGUGUCUCCCCCUGCCUUGUUUACUAAGCAACAGAGACCGAUUUGUGUCGUUUUCCUUUGUCCCCUCUUUUCUCUACCUGUUACCUUUUGAAGUGCACAUGGGUUGAGCACAUGGCGCACGCAUGCACAGAGCUGUGAGGUUGGAUGGCUUUGCUCACCCUUGUCCUGCAUCUCCCUUUCUCAGCUGGUGGUCCAGGCGGGCCUGUACCACGGCCAUGAGAUGCUCUGCAAGAUGGUGUCCAGCUCUGAAGUCAACGUCUGUUCAGAGCCCGUGUGGGGACAGAGGCUUGAAUUCGAGAUUAACGUCUGCGACCUACCUCGCAUGGCCCGGCUGUGCCUGGCGCUCUACGCCGUGGUGGAGAAAGCCAAGAAGGCAAGGUCUACCAAGAAGAAGUCAAAGAAAGCUGUAAGUCCCUCCUAGGGUUCACUGCAUUGGCCUGGUGGUGCAGUCUUGCAGUGGCAGAGUGGAAUGUACCACUUCACUGCUGGUUGUGUGUGAGAGAGUUUCCUCCUCUUAAAAACACCCUGCAAAUAGAAAUCUAGACCAGCAGGGGAGAGAGCUGAAACCUGUUUCCCUGAUGCGUUCGCUUUCUUCUUGCAAGAGAUUUUUUUUUUCUAUGUAAGAACCUUCCCAAAAUGGUGUAUUUCUUCCUUCAGGCACUGUCUGAAACUGUUAAUUCUAAGUCUUCAAGAUUCUUUCCACUUCCAUCCUGUGGAGGUCUUAGAAUUGGGGAGCCAUAAACCAUAUGGAUGAGUGAGAUGAGGGUGAAGCAGGUCAAUUUCUCCAAAGUGUAGCUCGGGUUGUUUACAACCUGGGUCUGUUAUCUAUGUUAGGACACAGCGAUCACUUUAAAGUGUGAUAGCAUCCCCCAAAGGAUGUGGCUGGGUGGGGCUGAGUAGCUGUAGAUGGGCAAGGGGUGAUUCAGUGGAUGUUUGUUGUUGCCCUUCACUGUUCCCCCCCCCCCUCCUGCUUUUCUCUCUGCACUCCUUUAUCUCCAUCUUUAAAACAUGGGCUUACAAGCCUUGUCUGAAAUCCUGGUCUAAUGUCUGGAGGAUCAUAGGUUCCAUAUCCUUGAUCUAAAUGAUUGCCCAUAGGUAGUUAGCAAGAGAUAUACUUAGCUAGAUAGCAAGAUAGCUAGGAAGUUAGUUAGAUAGCUAGCUAGAUAAUAGAUAGAAAGUUAGCUAUCUUAUCUAGCAAGAUAGCUAGAAGGUUGGAUAGUUAGUUAGGUAGCAAGAAAGAUAGAGAACAAUAUAGCUAUAUAAAGAAAGCUAGCUAGCUAGGAAGCAAUAUAGAAAGUUAACUACCUAGGUGGAAAACUAGCUAGUUAGCAGAUAGAUAGAAAGUUAGCAUGUUAGCUAGCAAGAAAGAUAAGAUAGGUAGCCUUAUUGGUGCCACUGAUCUUUUUGAUAUCUAGGUUCACAAUACAGGCUUAAAAUGCAACAAAAUCAGUCCUCACCCCCACUGCUUCAAAUCACACUUGCAUUCUGUUAUACACAUCAGUGCAGCGAAUAUCUUUCCAAGUUGCCACUUCCCAUCCACACCAGUGGUUGGAGAGGGAGUGUGGAUGUCUUCAUAUGACUUCAAUUUUCAAAGACCACGUUUCUUAAGUAACUAACAGGACAGAUGUGGAUUGGGGCAUUUACAAACCAGCGGGAGCAGCGCUGGAUGGAGAGUGAGCAGAACUGUGUACACAGCCUUAAAUGAAAAAGUGUGUAGGUUUUUUGAGAGUUGCAAAUACCUUACGUACAAAAAUCCAGCGAGAACAAGCUUCCAGGAACUGGGCCGGCGACUUGAGCCCUUGGACUGCAUCGUGCUCUGCUGAGUCAUGCUGCAGCUAUUCUCCGUUGCUUCCUUGGAAGAUGCUGAGUCAUUCACUUCUUGGACCAUCUCCACCAAAGAUCUCAUCAUUUAGGGCUUGGUCAGGAGCCAGGCCUUCUGCUGUUUUCGCUGAGUGACUCUUAAGAAGGUUUAGAAAUUGAAAGAAGGGAGGCAGUUAGAAGUAGAGAGGUGAUGCAUUCUUUCUGGGUAUUUAUUUUCUUGGAUAUGUGCUGGAAGCGAGCAUUGCGAAAGAAAACAGAGGACGGUGUUUGUAGCCAGAUUAAUCCCUCGGCCCUGUUUACUCUGCAAAUGUUUGUUUGCUUGCUUGUUUUGUUUUUAAAAAAGACCAGUUGAACCAGUUCUAACUGUCCCCCUUCCAAGGCUAAGGGACUGAGCUGCAAAUUUCUAAUGACAGGAGCACACAGGAGUCAGAGGGAAUCUAAACAAACAAGUUCAAGACCCAGUAUCAGUUCUGAGUGGAUGUGAAAUUGUGGGCCCUGCUUUUCAAUGAAUACAUUGUAUGGGCAGCUUACCAACUCCUACAAAAGCCAACCCCACCCUUGAAGAAAAUAUAAAUAUAUAAAAUAUAGUACAACUAAAAAAAUAAAUCAGUAGCUAAAGUGCCUUUGUUUUGUUUUUUCACAGUUUUUAAAAGCUGAUUUGGCUCUGCUACUGACUCUUGAACUUGUUUGUUUUCAUUUUUUAAAAAGCCACUUUGGGCUCGGUGUGCUACUGGGUUUUGAAUUUUUUCUCUGUGUUUUUUUAAAGAAAGCAGACAAGUUCAAGACCCAGUAGCAUACCAGAGCCAAAAAAGCAGCUUUAAAAAAGGGUAGGUAAUUGGAUCUGAUCAGUGGGCCCAAUCCUUUUCUCCCCUUCUUACAGGCCAUGUUUGAUGGGUGAGCAGGACCACCCACCUGUCCAUUACCUGAUGUCACAGUGGCAUCAGGUGAUAUGUUUUCCUGGUGCACGCUGCUUUGAAGGCCUGACUAUCAGCUGAUUGCCAGGCCUUCAAAGCAGCAUUGCACCGGGAAAAUAUGUCACCUAAUAAAGGUAAAAGGUAAAGGACCCCUGGACAGUUAAUUCCAAUCAAAGGCGACUAUGGGGUGCGGCGCUCAUUUCGCUUCAGGCCAAGGGAGCCACUGUUUGUCCACAGGCAGCCUUCUGAGUCAUGUGGCCAGCAUGACUAAACCGCUUCUGGCGCAACAGGACACCGUGACGAGUGCCAGAGCGCAUGGAAAUGCCACUCACCUUCCCGCCACAGUGGUACCUAUUUAUCUACUUGCACUGGUAUGCUUUCAAACUACUAGGUUCACAGAAACUGGGACAGAGCAACAGCUCACCCCAUCACGCAAAUUUGAACCGCCAACCUUCUGAUCAGCAAGCCCAAGAGGCUCAGUGGUUUAGACCACAGCACCACCGGGAAACCAGGUCACCUAAUGUCUCUAAAGCACUGCAGACAGAUUUUUGCAAGCGCUGCAGAUGAGCUGAUCUUCGGUCCUUUACAAAUAGCUAUGGGUAUGUUGCGCCCUGGUGCCUGCAAGGGUAUAUGGCCAGUGGGCAUGGCUUGAUCACAGUCAUUGAAUGUUAUUCCUGCUGCGUGGACCUGACCCACUAAAUCUUCAUCAACCUCCCUGCAGGACUGCCCAAUUGCCUGGGUGAACAUCAUGCUGUUUGACUACCAAGACCAGUUGAAAACUGGAGAGUGCUGCCUGCCAAUGUGGUCAUCGUUUCCAGGUACAUAAGGCAGCUCUCUAAUAUUACUGUUGUUUUCAUCCUGGGUAAUAGAAUAUAUGGGAAAGGGACAUAACUCAAAGAUAGAACAUCAGCUUGGAAUGCAGAGGGUCCCACAUUCAGUCGCCAAUGGCAGCUUCAGGUGGGGCUGGGGGGAAAACCUCUCUGUGAGAGAGAGAGCGGGGGGCGGGGGGGGGAACCUUGGAGAGCUGCUGCUAAUCAGUGCAGACAGUGCUUAGCUCAAUGGACCGGUUGGGCUGAAAAUUAUUUGCUUUAUGUCUUACACACGACAUGAUUGUAAAAAGACAACCACCACCUGAAAGCGGUUUACGAAAAAGGAUAAAGCGACAAAAUUGCCCAUAUGAAAAAUUAACAACAAUGCUUUUAAAACCUCUGAAAAGCUAAAAUAACAGUAAGCUAAAAACAGAAUUGAAAAACAUUUUUAGCAGACUCUGAAAAGAGGUACUUCUGCCUGAUAUCAAUAGGCAGGGAGUUCCAAAGUGUAGGUGCUGCCACACUUAAAAAAAAUAAAAUGAGGCGGCUUCCUAUGGUCCUCUGACUGUGACUUAGCCAAGUAUCACAAUGUAUGGCAUUCAUGUCCCGUUCUUGCCAAAUCAUUGGCCACUAGGUGGCGCCACGUUUCUUAGGGAGCCUCAUCCUUUCUUUCCAGAUGAGAAAGGAGAGCUACUGAACCCAACGGGCACCGUCCGGACCAACCCCAAUACGGAAAGUGCUGCGGCCUUGGUCAUCCGCUUUCCUGGCAUUUCGCUGUACCCGGUCUACUAUCCAUCCUUUGAACAGGUAAGAAGGUGGUGGUUUGCACCCCUGUCCCUGGCCAGUUUAGUCUGCUUUCUGGGUCAAUGGAAAAAGUGAGUCAUCUCCAUUCAGUCUUAAGAGGGGUCCGCCUCCCAUUACUGAGUGUGGAAUCCCAUUUCCAUAUGGCGCUGCCAGUUUGGCUGAUUUAUUAGGCUUGUAUUUUAUUUGUUUGUUUGAUUUCAUAAUAUUUACCCAGUGCUUGAUUGGGCAGCUUACAGUGGGAAUAAAACAAUAACAUCUGUAAAAAUAACUCUUUAAAACAUUGAAAGAGAUAAAAAUCAGCAAUAAACUGUGUGUGAUCUGGGCUGGAAGCAGGGUGGAAGCUAGAGAGACAGAGGUAUGCUUGCUCUGUGCCUGAUGGAGAGGCAAGAUCCUGUUAACGCUAUGAACCCCUCCAUCUUACGCUCAGGUUGUAUAUAUGUGUAAACAAAACCAAAUAUCGUAAAGACAUCACAGUCUCUGCUGACCUAAAUUCCAAUGUAAGCAUCUGGGACCCCUGGAUUCUCUCGUCACUUAGAGACUGGGGCAGAAUUUAACAGUACAUAUAUAUAUAUAUAUAUAUAUAUAUAUUCAUAUAAACCUUCGUACGUAACAGUUCCAUACAUUAUUGUAAAUCACGUUGCAUUUACUUUUCGUAGGGGGAAAAAGACCAAUAUGUAUGUAUAGUAUUCAUAUAAACCCUUGUACAUAACAGUUCCAUACAUUAUUGUAAAUCAUGUUGCGUUUACUUUUCAUAGGGGAAAAAAGACCAGUAUGUGCAAAUAAUAAUAACGAUGAUGAUGAUGAUAGAGCCUUUACAGUAAUAAUAAUUAAUCAUGACGGUUUUUAAAUGUCAUCGAACACGUUCUGUUUUAUCUUUGUGUUUCAGAUCAUGGAGCAUGGAAGGAACGGGCAGUGCCCCCGGUACAUGUCGGAGGACCCAGAAGAGGUGAGCACAUCUUCCCACGCAUCCAUUUUCAAAACCAGUUCAACAUUCUGUCACACCCCAGCGUGACCAAGGAACAGGAGCUGGGGGUGGGGCUAUGCAAAUAGGAGCCAGUUUGAAUCUCAAUCGCUUGGGAUCAUCUGGGGUGCAGGAUACAGUUUAGCUGGUGUUUUGCUGAUUUAUUAAUGAGAUGUCAGCACAUACACUUCCUUCAAUGAGCUCCGUUGCGGCAAGUGUGUCCAUUGGGAUUAUCCUGUUUGAUCUUCCCAACAGCCCUGUGAGGUAGGUUAGGGUGAAGGAGGGAGACUUGCUCAGUGCUGUCCAGUGAGGCCACGUCAAAUGAGGCCCAGCUAGACCCGAUGCCAUCAAAAGACAAAACAAAGCUUGUAGGCACUGCUAGUCCUACUCAGAGUAGACCCAUUGAAGUGAAUGGGCAUGAUUAACUUAGGUCCACUAAUUUCUGUGGGUCUGCCCUGAGUAGAACUGACUUGGAUACACCCCAGAAACCUGAAGAUAGACGUUAUCUUCAAUAUUAUUUUAAAAAACUGGAUGGUGUGUCAGUUAGGGUGUUGGAGUGUGAAAAAACAAGUACUGUAGUUUUCGCUCUAUAGGACGCACCGGACGAUAAGACGUACCUAGUUUGGGGGAGAGGAAACAAGAAGAAAAAAAUUCUGAACCCCAGAAGCCAGAACAGCAAGAGGGAUCUGGCUUCUGGGAUAGCCUCUUGCUGUUCUGGCUUCGGGGACAGCCUGCGAAGCCUCCGCAGGGCAGCGGGGUGAAGGCACCCCGCUGCCCUGCAGAGGCUUUGUGCAGCCAUCCCCAAGCUAGAACAGCGAGACGGAGUGCUGCGCAGCACUCCGUCUCCCUGUUCUGGCUUUGGGCUUAGCCGCGCAGCCUGCAUUCACUCCAUAAGACGCACAUACAUUUUCCCUUACUUUUUAGAAGGGAAAAAGUGUGUCCUAUAGAGCGAAAAAUACGGUAGGUUCCCAACUAAUAGAGCCCAGACCUCAGUCUCAAUAACAGUGCAUUUUUGGUUGCCUGCAUGUGCAACACCGUGCUACCCCCUCACAAAUGGCUUUAAAAGAGGAUUAGUCAAAUUCAUGGAGGCGAAGGCAGUGUGGUGUAGGGGUUAGAGAGUGUCGGCCUAGGACCCUGGAGACCAGGGUUCGAAUCCCCCAAUCAGCCACAAAACUCACUGGGUGUGACCAUUCACUCUCAGCCUAACCUGCCUCACGGGGCUGCAGCGAGGAUAAAACGAGGAAGGAGGAGGAGCUCCCUGAGGGAAAAGUAGGGUAUAAAUGUGCUAAGUCAAUAUUGUAUCAAUCCCCACGGUUCAGAAACAACAGCUGAAAGAGAUUCUGGAGCGCCGAUCUCACACCGAACUCUACGAGCACGAGAAAGACCUUGUGUGGAAGAUGAGGCAUCAGGUGCGGGACCAGUACCCAGGUGCCCUGGCGAAGCUGCUGGUUGUAACCAAAUGGAACAAGCACGAAGAUGUUGCUCAGGUGAGAAGUUCUUGCUUGGGAGCCAGGGCGGCAGCUGGCAGAGAGUGAAUGUUCAGGUGUUGCAUGCAGAUGUUCAAGCCGAACAUGGGUUCCAGAACCUCUAUUUAUCUAUCUAUGCAUGUGUAUCUGUUUUUUUAAAAUGCAGAAUUGUACAGAAUAGCAGAAUAUGUGAAACCAUGCUAGGAAAAACAGUUUUAUUUCUUCAAGUUAAAAAGAAUCCAUCCUUCGCACAAGGGUGGGUGGCAACUCUGUUACUCCCUCCAUCCUCUGCCUCCCCCUGCCUCCCCCACCUUCCUGUUUGUGGCAGUGGAGUUUUUGACACCAACUUUGUCUCCCCACAACAUCCUCCAAGCUCUGAGAAAGGGACAAAGGUGAUCCCUUCUGCACAAGGUAGCCAGAAGAGUGCUUGAGCUGGUAUGCUCUACUGCAGUAGCUAGAAGGAUACUUCAGCUUAAGCCUUUUCAGCAGCCCAGAAGGCUUGGCUCCUUUCUCAUUUCUUUCAACCGUUGUUCGUAGGACUUGGUCCUCACAGGACUUUUUUUGUGCCUGACUGGAAUGUGUCUAGCAAUGCCUCUUGCUUGUCUAGAGAGAGGAAAGAGGGGUUUGUGAGCUGGUGUGGCAAUCAAACUUCCGCCUGGCUCCACCCACUGCUGGCAUGUGGCCCCUGGGAGGUUGCCCAAAACAGAAUGCGGCCCUUGGGCAGAAAGAGGUUCUGGACCCUCCAACAACCUCUGGACGUGUUCCAGUUUGUCAGUCUUUCUUCUUUCCCUCCCACCACAAGUAUUUUACAGUGGUACCUCGGGUUAAGUACUUAAUUCGUUCCGGAGGUCCAUUCUUAACCUGAAACUGUUCUUAACCUGAAGCACCACUUUAGCUGAUGGGGCCUCCUGCUGCUGCCGCGCCGCCAGAGCACGAUUUCUGUUCUCAUCCUGAAGCAAAGUUCUUAACCUGAAGCACUAUUUCUGGGUUAGCGGCGUCUGUAACCUGAGGUACCACUGUAUUGUUUUCAGUCUGUCUUUAAAAAAAAUAUGUCCACUUUGCAGAUGAUCCACUUGUUACAGUCUUGGCCAGAGCUGCCCGUUCUCAAUGCCUUAGAGCUGUUGGAUUUCAACUUCCCCGAUCGCUACGUGGUUUCCUUCACAGUCAACUCGCUGAAAAAGUUGACGUGAGUAAAACGAAAGUUUGCCUGAUGUUACUCAUUUGGGUACGUUUAUAUGCCAUUUGAUAACACGAAAGGUGGAAUGUAGCCAAUACCCACUUAUAUUUAUUUAUUUAUUGACAGCAUUUGUACCCUGCUCCUCAGCCAAAAAUGCUCCUACAGUGGCUUAUGUACAAUCAAAACAAGACAGUCACUACCCUCAGACUUACAAUCUGGAAAAAGGCAAAAGAGAGAGGGAUGAGAAAUCAAAAUCAAAACUCAGGCACCAGUUUCUAAGCAGUUGGCACAGUUCAGGGGGCACGGGAGGUGCCUGAUGGAGCUAGGCCUCCAGCAAAGUGGAUGAAAUGAGCCUUCUGUUUCCUAUCUCUCCCACUGAGACAGCUUGGUGGUAAAUGGCUGCCCUGAGAUGACAGAGGAUGCUUUAAGUGGCUGGCCUGCCACAGCAGAGCCAAUGGAGUGAGUUCUGCUUUCCACCUCUCCCAUUUCUGGAAUGGCUUCCCCUAGAUGACGGAUGAGGGGAGAGUUUGCCUAAUGGAGUAGACCUGCUGAAAAUUUACCAGGAUGACUAAGUUAGGCCCAUUAGUACUGGCUUUCUUAUUAUAUACAUAAAAACUUAAGGUGUCGUCAUGCUGCAGUUUGCGUAGCCGCCAAUAGAUGUUUGGCAAGUGGGGGCAGGUGAGCAACACAAGCAGCAGCCACAGACCCUAUUUUGCAUAAAAUGGUACAAAAUGCUCAUUUUUAAAAAAUAGCAGAAAGACCAACAGACUUUAAAAAACAGUGGAUGCAAUAAAAUGACCAAAAUAUUGAUAAAAUCAAUUGAAUUUUUUUAUUUCCCCCUGAAAAAAACCAUUUUAUUGUUUCCAUUUAUGCAGUAUGUAAUCAAUAUUCAGCAAUUCCACCCUUCCCACGGUAUUUAUAAACAAAAGCACAUAAUGAACUUAACAGGGCUAGGUAGGCUUGCCUAAACAAGGAAGCUUUUAGCAGGUAUCAAAAACAGUACAGUGAAAGUCUCUGAAACACACCCACAAAAAAUUGGGGGUGGCAGGCAAGGAAACGUUGUGCACCCCCUUGAACUCCUUGGUGGAAGGAUAGGAUAAAAGCAUGAGGAGUGAUAUUAGUAAAACCAAUUUGUUAUCUUCUGCAUCUUUGUUUUGCAAUAACUUGUUGCCUGGUGUCGGUGUUUGUGUGUGUGUGUGUGUGUGUGUGUGUGAGAGAGAGAGAGAGAGAGAGAGAGAGAGAGAAAGAGAGAAGGUCAGAGGCUGGUCUGUUAAGGCAAAUGGGAUGCUGCCCCAUCAAUCUCAAUAUCAUCAGCCAGCCCCCCACCUUCUUGCCUUCUUGCUUACAUCCAGUUCAUCUCCCUGUUCCUCCUCAAUCUCCGUGUUGCCCUUGUAGAACUCAGCAGAGAGGUGCAUGGGGAUAAAACUAGAAUGAGUGGGUUCCUGCUGGCCCUCAUUCUUGCUUUGCCUCAUUUUUCUGCCCUACCAGUCCCAGUGGGAACCAGCAAAGGGGUUGGGCCAAGCAAACAAGAGGGCAGAAAGCUAACCCACGCCUACCCCAGGGUGGAGUCAUGAGUGGUUAUGGAACUGUCUGCAUAACUCUCUGCCGUGCCCACAAAGCUGCUGGAAUAAAAGUUGAAACCUGUGAGAACUGUAACUGAAUGUUGCAGCAUGGAACGCUUCUGUCUGAGGCACACCAGCCAGCCAUACCCUUUCCUGUCACUGGCUCUGGCUCCUCCUGCUGUCGGGCUUCGUGCCUUCUGCCCCAGCAGUCUUGUCUCCCUCACCUACCCCCCAAAAAAUCCCCACAGGGAAAUAAAAAUAAAUAGAUGAAGGGAAUAAGAACAAUGGGGAGGAAGAGGUGGGUUUGCUGGUUUACAAUAGCCCUGUGCUGCGUGUCAACUGAUGCCUCUGCACUUGUGGUGUGGAAAUGACUCCUCUGCUGCCGCCUCUCCUUCUGCAGAGAUGCCGAAUUGUUCCAGUACCUCCUCCAGCUGGUUCAAGUGCUGAAGUACGAAUCUUAUUUAGACUGCAAAUUGACCACAUUCCUGUUGGACAGGGCCUUAUCCAAUCGCAAAAUAGGGCACUUCCUGUUCUGGCACCUCAGGUAAGGAAGUACUUUGUGUACAGUUAAAAGCUAACCGCAUGACAUGGGCUGCGGCAGGGAAGGAAUACAGAGAUUAAUUAUUUCCUUAUUCCUCACCCCCUCCCCAGCCAGCUGUGGUCCCAAUGAAAAUCUCCUCCCCACCUGCUUUUUGUUGUUGCUGUUGCUAAAGACCCAAGCUGUGUCAACUGAUUUUAAUAUUGUGUUUUUAAUGUGGCUGUAACCCACUUUGGGACUUUCUGGUGAAGGAUGGAUAAAACCAUCAAUAAAUUAUAAUUAAUCAAGUAAUUAAUUUGAUGGCCUUUUAACUAGCAUUUUCAGCAGAGGCUUUUCUCUGUGGGCCCUCACUUGCUGAGGUGUGUUUAUAUGCUUGAACAAAUGGGCAGGGACUUCUUCUGUGGUGGCUCCCACCCGACUUUAGAAUGUAUCCAUCCCCAUAAUCACUGGCACCAACUUUAUUAUCAUUUUUGGCAACAAGUUAAUAAGGGAUUACCUUUGUCUGUGGCUUGCUUUGUGUUCGUUUUCUUAGGUUUUUUUUUAAUUAUCUUCUGAUAUUUUGCUUUUAUUGUAUUUUGUUGUUGUACACUUUGCCCUGAAACUCAUUUUGGGUGAAGGAUUUUUUUUUUUUUAAAAAAAGAUCACCAUCAUCCUAAAAUGUCAAUUUCCUCCUCUCACCAUCCCCGCUUAGAUCUGAAAUGCAUGUCCCAUCUGUGGCCUUAAGGUUUGGCCUGAUCCUGGAAGCUUACUGCCGAGGGAGCACCCACCACAUGAAAUCUCUGAUGAGGCAGGUAAGCAGCUGGCUUGUCCAAAGGGGAUGCUUGCACUUUUUCAAACCAGCAGGUUGAUACAUGGUGAGGCCCCAGGGCUGGAUUAACCAUUAAGCAAAAUAAGCAUGUGCUUAGGCGAAGGAGUCAGCAGACUUUUUCAGCAGGGGGCCAGUCCACUGUCCGUCAGACCUUGUGGGGGCCUGGACUAUAUUUUGAAAAAGAAAAAAAAAGAACGAAUUCCUAUGCCCCACAAAUAACCCAGAGAUGUAUUUUAAAUAAAAGCACACAUUCUACUCAUGUAAAAACACUCUGAUUCCUUGACUGUCUGCUGGCCAAAUUGAGAAGGCAAUUGCGCUGGAUCCGGCCCCCAGGCCUUAGUUUGCCUACCCAUGGCUUAGGGCAUCAAGGGAAAAGGGGCACCACAGAAAUUUUCCAUGGUGAUUAGAAGAAGUAGGGGGGGGGGGAGAAUCAAAUAUAAUUUUCUUUCUUACUGUAGGUUUUGUUUCAUUUUGAAAAAUAAAAUUCUAUUUUACUUGUUGUUUAUAUUUUGAAUUAUAUAUGGAGGCACCAAAAUCUUCUAGGUGCUUAGAGUCUCUAAAGGUCUGAAUACAGCCCCGGGGGAUUAAAUAGCACGUUUAUUUCACGUACAGAGGCCAAAUGGACUGUCAGCGGGAUCUUAUUUGGACGCCUUAAAUAUUUUGAAUAGAACAAAAUGAGUUGACUUGGCUCUGGUUGUGUUUUAGAUUAUGUAAUUUUUCAUUCUCCCUUCCGAUGUAGAGCGAAGCCCUCAACAAGAUGAAGGCCUUGAAUGGCAUCGUCAAAUUAAGUGCCCUAAAGAACCCCAAGCCUCAAACUAAGGAGUUCAUGCACACCUGUUUGCGGCAAGAGACCUACCUGGAAGCUCUCUCCAACCUUCAGUCUCCCUUGAACCCCAGUGUCAUCCUGGCAAAAGUCAGGUAAGGCAGGGCUGGCGGUGCUCGGGCAAGGGGCCCCCUCGGAAUUCUCCCUAGGCCACACCCCUUCUCAGGCCACACCCCUCAGCAGCUCUGCCUUGCAUCCUCCCAGCUAGAAUGUGUUGCUGAAUGCUGAUAAUGCCUCUUGCUUGCCUGGAGCGAGGAUAGAGUAAAUUUACCACAUGUGGCUCCGCCCCACUUGGCCCCUGGGCUGAAAAGGAUUUCCCGUUGCUGACACAAGGGGGUACUUUGGAUCGCACCAGAGCUUGCGGUCGCUCAGAGUGGGCCGAUUUCAUAUUACCGAUUUCAGCAGUUUGUACUGCCCAGGACCUGACAAAGAUGAAAAACAUGUUUUUAAACAGCCCAAGAUGCUGUUUUAAAACAUCAAAUCAGGGAACUCGCAAGGCCUGUUGGAAUAAUACGGUUCUUUAUCAGGAGUCAGAAGUUCAACAGAGAGAGGGGGUCUGUGUGAUCUCUGCUGGGAGGUUGCUCCUCAGAAGUGUUUCCCCAAAACCAAACACACAGAUAUGAGCCAUGCAUCUUGAGCCUUGCGGGGGACCACUGACAGUGAUUUCCCAGAAGGGCUCAGUAAUCAGGCAGGGAUACAAGGGGUAUAAGCAGCCCCUUGGACCCAAGUUGUGAAGGGCCUUAUAAAUUAGUACAAGAACCUCAAAUUUGAGCCGGUAGCAGUCGUGCAGCCGGUGCAAGCUUUUAAGCACCAGAGUUAAGUGCUGGCAGUCAUCUGCCCCCACCAACUGUUUGGCUGUAGCAUUUUGCAUAAUCUGGGCCUAGGAUGGUGUGGACCAAGGAGGGCUCUGAGCUUAGCGCUAGAGCAUCUUCUUUGCAAGCAAAAUGACCCAUUGGUGUUUCCAGGUAGGGCUGGGAAAGAUUCCCUGCCUGAAACCCUGGAGAGUCGCUGCCAGUCUUUGCAGGCAGUACUGAACUAGAUGGACCUAAUGGUUUGACCCUGUAUAAAACAGCUUCCUUUUGUUCUUACACCUCAAGGGAAAGGACUGUAGGUCACUAGUAGAGCACAUGCCUUGCAUGUAGAAGGGUCUGGGUUUAAUCCCUAGCCUCUCCUUUUAAAGCAGGGCUUCCCAAACUUCGGUCCCCAGCUGCUUUUGGACUUCAGUUCCCAUCAUCCCUGAUCACUGGUCCUGCUAGCUAUGGAUGAUGGUCCAAAAGCAACUGGUGACCCAAGUUUAGGAAACCCUGAUUUUGAAAGACCUGGCAGCAGGUGUUGGGGGGAAGAUCUCUCUCCUUCUGCCAGGGAUCCAGCAGAGCAGCUUGACAACACAGCAUGGCUAUGUGGAAAGAGUCUAUCUUGCAUCAUUUAAAAGUUUUAUUAUUUUCACCCCUUCUUACCUCCAAGCUUCUGCAAGUGGGUGGAGGUUUUCAGUUGGUUUUCAUAUAUAUGUGUGUGUGUGUGCAAUUUUUCUAGUGUGGAGCUUUGCACUUUCAUGGACUCGAAGAUGAAGCCUCUGUGGAUCGUGUUUAACAAUGAAGAGAUAGGCGGCACCAGCAACGUGGGGAUCAUCUUCAAAAAUGGAGACGGUAAGGAAGCCACACAACAGCUUCUUGCUGGGUUGGGGAUAUAGGAGGAGCCUCUUUGUCCCACGAAGAUUCCUCUCCCAGUAACAGUGGUCGUGUUAACUAAGGAGCACUUAGUUAAACUAUGCAGCUGGCUAUCACUUCUCUGUUUGAUGGUGUCUGUGUGUAGUGUUUUAGAAACAGCGAUAAGGCAGGUCCUUGCCCCAAGCAGCUUACAGUUUAAAAUAGACACUGGAAAAGAGCAGAGGAUGUGGGAAAUUAGAAGAGUAUGUGAUUAUUUCAACUACGUUUACUCUGGCUUUGUUACAAUAAAGUAGGAAUAAGGUAUUUGUUGUCCAGCAACAUCUGGAAGGCUGCAGGUUGCCCAUUCCUGGACUUAAGGCUCCUAGGAACACCUUUUUAGGAAAGAGGCUGCCUGCUGUGUCUCUGCAUGAGUGCCUGCUCUGGCUUUUUAUUGGUUAAAACUAGUGAGUUUUGACAAGGGAAUUAAGAGGUGUGGUUGCAUAGAGGCCGUUCUGGGGCAUGCACGUAUCUAUCUACAUCCACAUUUGUGACAGUUUGCAGGGUAUUAUAUAUUUACCUCAUGAUUUGGCUAUUUGCUUUCAAUGUGGAUUUUUAAAAGUGACCCUGGAGUUUUAUUUCCACUGUUGAUAUUGUAGGGUAUAGAUUAAGUAAACAACAUGCCGACUAACAUAUGCAAAAUCCCUUUCCUAAAGAAGGUACAUAUCUUAAGUUGGCAUGCUAGUUUCUUAGCACAAACAUUGUGCAUUAUGCUGGUAAUCUUUUUACAACAACCUUGUAAGGCAGGUCCGUAUUAUGAUGCCCAAUGAACAGGCAUCAGUUUUCCUACUGCUAAGUGAGUUCGUGUUGACAGAGGCAAGAUGUAUAACUUAGGAGACUCCUCCCUAGGUCUCAUCAGGCUACGUUUUGCUACGUUAGCCGUGCCAAUCAGUUGCACAGAGUCUACUCUGAGUAGGACUAAUGCUGGCUACAACCCUUAAUCUCUUAGUCAGAAUAACUUUCCCAGUUUUAAUCAUCAGAGCACCCUAAAACAUGGGAAUGCACAAAUCUGCAUGUUGUUAGUGCCCCAUUGUGGCCAAAUGAAGAACACACAAAGGCAAAUGUUCCCAUCAUCAUAACCACUGAUGAAAUGGGAGAAAAUCAUGGGAUGAAUAGAGAAAAAAAGAGAAAUGUUUCUUAAUUUUUCAGAUCUCCGUCAGGAUAUGUUGACCCUGCAGAUGAUCCAGCUGAUGGAUAUCCUGUGGAAGAAAGAAGGGCUAGAUCUCAGGUGAGUUCCAAAAUAAAUAAUUAUGAUGUUUAUACGCCCCCCCCCUUUCAUCCAAGGUCCUUAAGGCUGCAUACAUAGUUCUCUCUUCUCUUCUCUUCUCUUCUCUUCUCUUCCCCCACCCACAAAUUUUACCUUCGCAAGAACCCUCUGAGGUUGAUUUAGGGCUGAGAGAUCCAUUUAGCUACCGGUGGCUUGGGUCUCUCACUCCUGUCUCUCUUGAUAUUUGCAAAUUAACCCUGGUUGUAGUGGGGGGCGUUUAUGUGUAUAGGGCAAUGGAGUGGAAGUCUCAAACCAGGCUGCUAAUGGUGCACUACCUCUGCGUCUGCUGCACUCAGAGCAGACUGGUAGCACAGCAUAAAAUAGCACUUUUAAGGCACAGAAACUCAACACUGUCCAAGCAUUCUGUCACCUGACUGCCUAACAGCCAGUCCUGGUAUACCUGGGUAUAUAAAAGCCCUUGCCUCAGGGGUUGCUCCAGUCUUCAAAAUACCUCUCUGGCAUCAGGACAGCCUUGAGUCCCUGCUCUCUUCCCCCAACAGUGACCAUGGCUUGGGCGACACACCUUCCUUCCAGGCCUUUUAAGAACUUGGGACCCAUGCCUGGGUCUGGUUUUGGGUCUUUUUGGCCAUGUACCUGCCUCUUGCCCACUUGUGCUGGCAGUGGCUUCCCUGCAAAACACCCAGAAUUUUUUAAAAAGGGUCCUGACAUCUUCCCCUCACUCUUACCUUCUUUAAGGAUGACUCCUUAUGGCUGCCUUUCCACGGGAGACAAGACAGGGCUGAUAGAAGUGGUCAUGGACUCAGACACGAUUGCCAACAUUCAGCUCAACAAGAGCAAUAUGGCGGCCACUGCCGCCUUCAACAAGGACGCCUUGUUGAACUGGCUGAAGUCCAAGAACCCAGGGUAAGUUUUUGUAUUAUUGCAGGGGGUUGGAAUACAUGGCCCCCUCCUAACUCUACAAUUCUAUUUCCUUACUAUGACUACUGUUAUUUUUAAAUUAUUGUUAGAGCAAGUAAGAACAGUAGGUUGUAUCUAAGGCCUUUUGUUCCAUUAGUGCAAGGAUUUGAGUUCACACAUGGGAACUUCUCUCUCCGCCCUCCACUCCCCUCCACCCCCAGAUCUUCUCCAUAGGAAGGAGGGAGGUUGUGUUGUGCUGACAUAUAUGCUUGCAUGAAUGGAAUGAGCUUAGUGCUGCUGUGGAUACAAGCACACAAAUAUAAAUCAAAUUGCAAAAUGGUUCAGUGAGGGUUAAAAAAACCACGACUUCCCAAAUAGAUGAAGGGUCACCAACCUUUGAUAGGCUUACUGGACACAUGCAGAAUUUUUAACCUGGUGCCUUGAGUUCAUUGGGAGCUUUGAAAAGUACAUAAAGCUGAAAGAGGAAGUGGGAAAGAAAGUCACUUACCCAACUUCCUCCUCCAGUCCUAUCUACUUUCCAAGGGAAAAAAAUAACCACCCUCAGCACCUCGUGAGUGUGGGAAAUUGUGCGCAUCACACUAUCAGCCCCAGCAACAGAUCAUCUAAAUACCUGGAUAAAUAAAAAUGUCUUUUAAAAGAUGGCUUAAACCCAUUAGGGUUGGCCCCUGCCAGAUCUGUGAAGAGGAGGCUGUUGUGUAAUGAGUGCUGCAACUGAGAACAUCCCUUCCCGCAUUGACACAUUAUGUUUGCUGUUUGGGGCUGGGUUAAGAAGGUGUUUUACCUGAUCUCUGUGUCUGGGGCUGGUAUAUAUGGGAGAAGGCAAACACCACCACCCCAGCACCUACAUCCUAUUUGUGGUUGUAACAGAAAUGUAUGGGGAAUACACACCAUACAUUUAAAGCACAUGGUUCCACCCCCCAAAGAAUCCUAGGAAUUGUAGUUUUUACCCCUAUAAUUCCCAGUACCCAUAACAAACUAGUUCCUGGGAUUCUUUGGAGGAAGUCAUGCUCUUUAAAUGCAUAUGGUGUAUGUGAAGCCAUGGAGAAGUUGGCCAUGUUCUCUGACCUAGCUCACUCCAUUGUUAUUUUGAAUCAUUUGAUUUAUGUCCCACCAAGGAACUCGAGGUGACGGGAUACAUGGUUUCACCACCUCCCCAUUCUACCCACCAACAACCCUGAGAGGUAGAUUUGGUAUGCAUCCAGCAAACUUCAUGACGGAGUGGGGAUUUGAACCCUGGUCUCCCAGGUCCUAGUCCAGCACUUUAACCACUAUACCACACCGGCUGUGAGGUUACAUUGCCUUGCAAGGAUGAGCUCCAGCUUAUCUUCAGUGGGUUUUUGUUCCCUGUCUGUUGUGUAGCGACGCGCUGGACCGAGCCAUUGAGGAAUUCACGCUCUCCUGUGCUGGAUACUGCGUGGCCACCUACGUGCUUGGCAUUGGAGACCGCCACAGUGACAACAUCAUGAUCCGAGAGAACGGCCAGGUAUCGGCAAUCUGAUACGCCUUCAAGGGGCUAUGCAGCUGGUUAAUUUCUUCCCACCUCUUUUUGUAUCCUCUCAACAACCCUGUGAGGUAGUUUUAUACCGAUAAGGAAAGUAACCCCUUGAACUUCUGUAGUGGCUUUCAAACUCUCCCACAAGGAGAGGUUGCAGCGUUAAGGACUUUUUUUAAGAGAAAAAGGCUACACAUUAGCAGCUUGUAAAUUUACACAUGGCAUGGAGACAGCAGCUAGAUAAAAUCCCCCCCAUUAGAACUCGCUUCUGCAGUAGGUAGUGAUGGUCACCAACUUGGGUGGCGUUAAAAGAGGAUUGGACAAAUUCAUGGAGGGGGCUGCUAAUGGCCUCUAGCCAUGAGGGCUAUUCUCUGCCUCCACUGUCGGAAGCAGUAAUGCUUUUGAAUACCAGUUGCUGUAAACGGCAGAUUUGCUCAAGGUUUGCACUACCUAUUGUGUAAUUUCUUAGUGCAGAAUUUAUUGGUUUUUAGAAUGGUGCAAGUAGGGUCUGUCUUCUGUGUUGGGAAAUUUAAGGCUGGUGGGACGAUGCUGCCAGGCUUGCAAUUAGAAGCCCUAACCUGCUCCCCCCCCCCCCAUUUGUUUCCAGCUGUUUCACAUUGAUUUUGGCCACUUCCUGGGAAAUUUCAAGACCAAGUUCGGAAUCAAUCGCGAGCGGGUCCCUUUCAUCUUGACCUAUGACUUUGUCCAUGUGAUCCAGCAGGGCAAAACCAGCAACAGCGAGAAGUUUGAACGGUAAAGGAUGAGCUCUGUGUUGAAAGUUGCCCCCGAUUUGCUCUGGUUGGGCUCUCCCCUCCCCAACUUGUCUGGGGCUUAGGGUGGAAUCAAGGGCUUUAUUUUGUGUCCAGGGCUAGGAGCGGCUGGUAACUGAGAAACAAAGCCAGAGAGAUGGACUAUAUACAAUGGAUAUUGUGUGUAAAAGGUAUAUGCGCAUGCACAGUGAGGGUCUGUGUAUAAAAUCUCUCUUUGUAUUAACACCUGCACACAGGAGGAAAUUUAUGGGCUGCACCCAAUGUGAGUCCUACUCAGAGCAGACCCACUGAAGUUAAUGGGCCUAACAUUGUAUACCACCUGUAUAUUAAAAAGGCAAAAAAAAAAAGGCAUUGUAUACCACCUGUAUAUUAAAAAGGUGCUAACACGUAAGUCCGUAUACAGCUCAGAACCAGGUUACUCGAGAGGCUGCCUUGUGCCUUACACACCCAGUAGAUUGCUGCAGUCUGCGGGAGGGUUUCUUUUGCAAGUUCCAAAGACUUCUGAAGUGCACUCUGCAGUAACUCAGAGCAGGGCAUUUAUUGUGGAUGCCCCUUCUGUGGAAUAGCAUUUCAAGAUAUGGCAGGAGCCCACUAUGUGCACUUUCGGAAACAGUUGAAGACAUUCCCCCCCACCCCCCAGCUUGAUGAAUGGUCUGUAACACGUGUUAAGGCCACUUGCUAGGGUUUUAGUCUUGUUUUAAAUUUAUUCAUUGUUUUCGUGUGUUAAACUGCUUUUAAUUAUCUUGCAUGUAAUACACCUUGAGACUAUGGCUUAGAAGGCAAUUAAUAAAUCAGUGGUGUAAGAGGUAUUACAAAUUAUCUAAUUAUACAUUUUCUUGUUUUUAUAGACGGUGUGUGUAGAGUUGGGUUCUGGCAAUGUGCUGUACUAAGCAGUCCACAAAGCCCAUGAGUUGCUCUAUGUAUAUGUUGCUGUGUACAAUUGUAUCAAGUGCAAAUCCUAGUGAAAUUAAGUUGUGAUUUAUUUAUUUAUUUAUCUGGGAGGGAAGCAUUGUCCUCCCUUCCAUCCAUUUCCAUUUCAUACCUUUUUCCUUCCAGAUUCAGAGAGUAUUGCGAAAGAGCCUACAUGAUCCUCCGAUGCCACGGCCUCCUCUUUCUACACCUGUUUGCACUGAUGAAAGCAGCGGGGCUGCCGGAGCUAAGCUGCUCCAAAGACAUCCAGUAUCUCAAGGUGAGAGAGAGAUCAGGCAGGUUUCAAGGGAACCUUAAGGUCAGGCAAGGACCCACCUUUACAGCAGGCUGACCCCAUUGUCCCCAAAAUUCCGCCCCCCACAGACCACUGAAUAUUUCUGCCUGCCACAGCAAUUGUUAGGUGCUGCACGAUAUUCAAUCAUGUUUUUGUAGCUUCAUUUCUUACAUUUUGUACUGUGUUUACUAUUCCAUAGAACACAACAAACUAUAAUAUGUAAGAAAUGAAAGCAGCAAUAAAAACAGUUAAAAAUCAACGUGGAUAUGGAGCGUGGACAAUGCUGUGGUCUACUUGACCAGUUUGAGAACCCCUGUCUUAAAUUGUUUUUAAUACUGUGUUUUUGUUUGCUGGGACCUUAUGGUGAAGGGCGGGUAAGAAACUGAACUAAAACAAUAAAUUUAGUUCCUUUUUCCUCCUUCCUUAGGACUCGUUGGCAUUAGGGAAGACGGAUGAAGAGGCGAGGAAGCACUUCCAACUCAAGUUUAACGAAGCCCUGCGGGAGAGCUGGAAAACCAAAGUCAACUGGCUGGCUCACAAUGUGUCCAAGGACAACAGGCAAUAG